UGUUCCUCCACGUUGCGGUGUUUACCUGAUUAGAACCGUAGAUUCGAGCCGGUGAUGGACCCGUCCUGACCCCGUCUCCUCCCCCCGGGGAACCACCCGGACACAAACCACAUCCACAUGGAGGAAGACCGCAGUGAUCCGGACGGGCCCUCUCAUCCCCGGGCUUUCCCAGCGGGCCAGGCCGGGCGGAGGGACCGACAGCUCGGGGAGCUCCGGGUGGACUUCCCGGUGUCGGUGGUCCUUCCGGCCGGCGGCACCGGGGAGAGAACCGGGCUCUCGACCCCCAAACAGUUCUGCUCGGUCCUGGGUCGCCCGCUCAUCAGCGUCACGGUGCAGGCGUUCGAGAGGGUGUCGUGGAUCCAGAGCGUCGUGGUCGUCGUUGCCAAAGAAAACAUGGAGCUGAUGACGGAUAUCGUCCAGCGCUUCCAGCACAGGAAGGUCCGGGUGGUGGCGGGCGGCUCCACUCGCCACAGGUCGAUCUGUAACGGCGUGCUGGCUCUGGGUGAGGAAGAGGACGAGGAGGAGAGGCCGAAGGUCGUCAUCAUCCAUGAUGCUGUGCGGCCUUUUGUGGAGGAGGAGUUUCUCUACAAGAUAGCGAUGGCUGCUAAGGAGCACGGGGCCGCGGGAGCCAUCCGACCUCUUGUUUCCACGGUGAUAGCCACCACGGCAGAGGGUUACCUCGACCAUUCCCUGGAGCGAGGAAAGUACCGAGCCAGCGAGAUGCCUCAGGGAUUCACGUACAGCGUCAUCCAUCGAGCCUAUCAGAGGUGCACUGAGUCCGACUUGGAGUUUGGCACCGAGUGUCUCCAUCUGGCUCUGCAGUACUGUGGCACCAACGCCAAGCUCAUCGAGGGGCCGCCAACGCUGUGGAAGGUGACCUACAAACGGGAUUUGGCUGCUGCAGAAUCCAUAAUCAAAGAGUCUCUCUCUCGGUCGGCCUGUGUGAUCACCGGUGGAUCGGCCCGAGCUGUGACGCUGGCUGACGCUCUGCAGGAAGCUGCUGCAGCUCUGCACCUGGAGCUGGACCUGGUCUCAGAUCUGACCGGGGACAACGGCAGGUAUCUGUCAGAGGAAUGCAACUUCAUCCACGUUUCUAUUGAUGGUUCCUGUUUGUCUGAAGUAGAAUCCUUACUGAAGGAUCUGGAGGCAGCGAAUCGAGCUCUUCUUCACCCGCUGGUGGUCAUCUGGGUGUGUUUGUGGCGUCCGGACGAGCCGGUGACGCCCGAGCCGGCGGCGGCGGCGGCGAUCAUGGGCGUGGCCUCAGCAGCCAAGCUCAGGAACAUUCUCCUCUACGGCAUCCGGCUCCACCAGUCAGAGGACCCCGAGCGUUGGGAGAGGUCAGUUUCGAAGGUCGCUGAGAUCACUUCAGCUCUGAUCCGGGAGAGGAGCCCCGCCUUGGUGGGACAGCUUCUGCAGGCGUGAGGAGAAACAGCAGCAGCAGAAACAGAAAAUCCCCUCAUCAUGACUCAGCGAUCCUGAGGGAUGAGACGCUCACAUGACUCCUUCUGGUCCGAGGGGCUCGGGGACACAGCAGAGGUCCAGAUGUCCUCACUUCUCCUCCCGAGUGGGUGUCGAGCUCCAGAAACCCGGAAUCCGACUCUUCCCAUGAUGCAACUCCACAGCUUCUGUUGUUAAACUCUGUUGCUCAAUCCAAAUCCCCCCCCCCUCCAAUUUGUACGAGCAAAACAAGACUUAUAUAACUAGAACGGCCCAACAGCCCUUUCAUUAUACAUCAGGCUGUACCAGCUUGUCAGAUUUCUUUCAAUAAGAUGAACGAAUCGCUGGGAAAUCUGUGAAAACGUCAAAGAAAACAUCCAAUAUCGCAAUUUUAUAGGUAGUGAAAACAAUAAUCCUGCAUCUGACGCAGAUCUACAGCUGAAUAAAAUGGAAAUGGGUUGUGUAGUUUUUGUGUAAUCCUGCAAAUAAACAAAACAAACACACACAAAAACAAAACCGAAUGAGUGUGAACAGGAAGUGAAACCAGAUCUAAAAGACAACAUUACGUUAUGAUAUGAAAGUGUCUUCAGGGACGACUCCACCCUCACAGAACUGUGUUUGUUCAAUAAACACUCAAGUGAGAAAAAAUAAACUGUAAGAUGUCUAUCGGUUCAUAAAAACUCCUGUGUUCUGAUGCUGAACGUUAA
Messenger RNA from Limanda limanda (common dab), 2144 nucleotides. RefSeq names its product CDP-L-ribitol pyrophosphorylase A (gene crppa). Bases 118 to 1422 code for a protein of 434 amino acids. The record is from RefSeq and is a predicted model, not a curated record. NCBI's taxonomy places the organism in Eukaryota, Metazoa, Chordata, Actinopteri, Pleuronectiformes, Pleuronectidae. Gene Ontology annotation, cellular component: cytosol. Gene Ontology annotation, molecular function: D-ribitol-5-phosphate cytidylyltransferase activity. Gene Ontology annotation, biological process: protein O-linked glycosylation via mannose; isoprenoid biosynthetic process. The transcript is spliced from 10 exons.